This is a messenger RNA of Pleuronectes platessa (European plaice), 3925 nucleotides long. RefSeq names its product dihydropyrimidinase-related protein 5. The transcript has 14 exons. Gene Ontology annotation, cellular component: cytoplasm; cytosol. The record is from RefSeq and is a predicted model, not a curated record. NCBI's taxonomy places the organism in Eukaryota, Metazoa, Chordata, Actinopteri, Pleuronectiformes, Pleuronectidae. The coding region runs from base 85 to 1776 and encodes 563 amino acids. Gene Ontology annotation, molecular function: hydrolase activity, acting on carbon-nitrogen (but not peptide) bonds, in cyclic amides.
UGUGCUGCUGCAGCCGGGCAACGGAGAGGAGCGGAGAGCGAGGCCGGCCGAGGGGCUCUGACAAGCGGACACGACACCAGGACAAUGGCUGCCAACAUGCGUAUCCUCAUCAAGGGAGGGAAGGUGGUGAAUGAUGAUUUCACCCAGGAAGCAGACGUCUACAUCGAGAAUGGCAUCAUUCAGCAGGUUGGUAAGGAGCUGAUGAUCCCGGGCGGGGCGAAGGUGAUCGACGCCUCCGGGAAGCUGGUGCUGCCGGGCGGCAUAGACACCAGUGUGCACCUGGAGCAGACCUUCAUGAACGCCAGCAUCCAGGAGGACUUCUACAGUGGGACCAAGGCGGCUCUGAUGGGUGGCACCACCAUGGUGAUGGGUCUGGUCCUGCCUGAGCAACACUGCUCCCUGCUGGACGCCUACGAGCACUGCAGGGCCCUGGCCGACGCCAAGGCGUGCUGUGACUACGCUCUGCAUGUCGGCGUGACCUGGUGGGGCCCGAAGGUGCGCAGCGAGAUGGAGACCCUGGUGAGGGAGCACGGGGUGAACUCCUUCCAGAUGUUCAUGGCCUACAAGGACAUGAUGAUGCUGCGGGACUCCGAGCUCUACCAGACGCUCCAGACCUGUAAGGACAUCGGGGCCGUGGCACGAGUCCACGCCGAGAACGGAGAGCUGGUGGCAGAGGGGGCCAAAGAGGCUCUGGAUCUGGGCAUCAGUGGACCAGAGGGAAUCGAGAUCAGUCGCCCAGAAGAGUUGGAGUCUGAGGCGACUCACAGAGCCGUCACCAUAGCCAACAGGGCUCGCUGCCCCAUCUACCUGGUGAACGUGUCCAGUAUGGCUGCUGGAGACAUGAUCAGUGCUGCUAAGAUCCAAGGUAAGGUCGUGCAUGCAGAGACCACAGUGGCUCACGCGGUGCUGAAUGGGAUGCAGUACUACCACCAGGACUGGUCCCAUGCCGCCGCCCACGUCAUCGUCCCCCCCCUCCGCCUCGACCCCAACACACCCAACUACCUCAUGGGCCUGUUGGGCAAUGACACUCUGAGCGUCGUGGCGUCGGAGCACCGUCCAUUCAGCACCAAGCAGAGAGCUCUGGGAAAAGAGGACUUCACCAAGAUCCCUCAUGGAGUGGCCGGGGUCCAGGACAGGAUGAGUGUCAUCUGGGAGAGAGGAGUGGUCACAGGAAAGAUGGAUGAGAAUCGUUUUGUGGCCGUGACGAGCUCCAACGCCGCCAAGAUCUACAACCUGUACCCGCGCAAGGGCCGCAUCAUCGCCGGGGCAGACGCCGACGUGGUGGUCUGGGAUCCAGAUGCAACAAAGACCAUCUCGGUGAGCACUCAGGUGCAGGGCGGAGACUUCAACCUGUACGAGGGGCUGCGCUGCCACGGCGUUCCUCUGGUCACCAUCAGCCGCGGCCGCCUGGUGUGUGAGAACGGGGCGUUCAUGUGCGCAGCAGGAUCCGGGAAGUUCUACCCUCAGCGCACCUUCCCCGACUACCUCUAUAAAAAGAUGGUGCAGAGAGAAAAGACUCAGGGCUACAAAGGAGUGGACAGGGAUCCAUACUCUGGCGACGUGGCCAUGGUGGCGAACACCAUGAAGAAGGAGCUCGGAUUGGGACCAAUCGAUGGAGACUCAUCCAAGCUGGUUCCCCGGGGGCACCAGGGCGUCCGAGACCUUCACGAGUCGUCCUUCAGCCUCUCUGGCUCCCAGGUGGACGACCACGUCCCCAAGAGGUCCUCUGCUCGGAUUCUGGCCCCCCCCGGCGGGCGCUCCAGUGGGAUCUGGUAAUCCACCGGAGACGACCUCCAACCAUCCGAGCCUCCUCCAUGUUUUGUAUAUUUCUGAGCAACCAGGAAAACUGCACUGAUUUUCGAUUACUGACAAACUAACUGAAGAUUUGCCAAAGUGACUCUUACAAAUCUAAUUAGUGUCUUAAUUGGAGUGACUGAUCGAUUAAUUACACGAGAGUGAAGGGCUACCUAUGAAUUUGAAUGUUCUGCCAAAUUCAAGCUGACCAUGCUAACAUCGAUGAAGUCUGCUCAUUAUCACCCUGCUCGUAUCCCACCGGGAAAAAUAACUAAACAAACUGUGAAAGAUCAAAACCAGUACAGUUUUUGAUGGUUUGAACUGAAGUGAUGUCCAACGCAUUAUUUAAAAAAAAAAUAGUAAUAACUGGAUUCAGUGACAUAUCUAUUAUACCCCCGUCACACACACACACACAAGCGUACAGUUCACUGUAGACACCAUAGCUUUAGACUCAUGACGAUGUGUGUGUGUGUGUGUGUGUGUGUGUGGAUUCUGUUUGUGAUUAAACCCGCCCGCCGUGCUCGGCUUCCUGCCGCACCGUGGGUUUCCUCUAACAGUGUUUUUGUUUCCAAUGGACGAGCUGUGCCGUGUGGUGAUGACAUCCAACUGCUUUGUUCAGCCCUCUGAUCUUACAGCUACACGUGCAGUAAGAGCUGAUCCACCCUGAUACCUCACUGCCUCUGACUGAACAACACAUUCCCCACAGACAUCCCAGCCUCACCUGUAACAAAGCAGGUUCUGUAGCCUCGGUGGAACAACACAACCUGUGGGAAUCGAACUCCUUCAGCUCCGGUCCCUCGACAGCUGCCGUUAUGGAAACCUCGGCUUGUCUCCUGGUAUCUGCAUCGACCUCGCAGAGUGCUCUCGACCCUGAGGAGACGUCAGAAGGAUGUUGAGUGUGUGUGAAUUAAAGAUCAGAGUGAGAACAUAAACAGAGGAAUCACGGCUGCUGGUUUAACCUUUACAUUUUGACUGCUGCAAACCACCAGGGUCAUGUUUAUCAAAAUGUGAGUAAAACUAAGUGAGAUCAAAUAUGCUCACAUGGUUUUAUGCAGUGAACUAUUUUAAAUCCUGGAUAUUCUACAUUUGUGCAUUAAUCAGCUCAUCUGCACAAAGAAAUGUCCCAAAAAUGAUCUUAACGAUGAUGAUCAGCAGGCUGAGCAGCUUUAAAGCAUAGUCAGCCAUCUUUUAUAUUUGUGUUACUGUCAACAAAUCCCAUGUUGUCGUCGGAACUGGAUCCGACUGUUUGAGGGAUCGACUCAAAAUAAAUUACAAUGUGUGUGGAAAUGGUUGCAAAGACAAAUGUUGUGUGAUGUGUAUUUUUAAUAUAUUUUACCUCCAUGGCACGUAAUGAGCAAUAUGAGGCUUUGACUGUACAGAUGAUUUGUUAAUGGGACCAAUUUAUUCCUUGUUUUGAGUCUUUUCAUUGGGAUUUAUUGACAGUAAGAAAAAUCUAGAAAAAUAUACAGACAUUUCCAUCAAAUUAGGAAAAACGGGGGACAAAGAAAAAUAGUGAUUCUUCAAAUAGUGCUCUCUGUAUAGCCUCUAAUCUAAAGUUGCUCUAUAUAUGUGCACAUUACCAAGCACAAGAAUAAUCCUGAGAUCCUGCAUGUGGAGCCCGACAGUGAACUUCCUCUGUUUUUGUAAAGUGUGAUUGUUGUAAGAGCAGCGUGUCUCCUCAGAGCAGAAAGAUGGAGCUGCACCGGCUGAAGAAAAACCACGAGUCUCAUUCCUGCCUCACAGUAUUAUAUUUAUACAUGAUCACCUAUCCUUGCCUGUGUACUAUCUAUUUAGGGUGUUUGUUUUUGAUCUUUUAGUUGAAAGAAUAAAUGUGCCAACGUGAAUCACCCGUGCCACGCCGACACCCAUGCAUGAAGAGCACCGCGAGGAGGCGGAGGAGUCGAACGCCACAGGUUCACAACAACUGGUGCUGUUUUUUUUUACAAUAACCUGCGACGGCUAUACGUUAUUUUAUUGUUGGACGGUUUUGUUGUGUUGAAGGCACUGUGACUGGUCAGUGUGUGUUUGUAGACUGUUGUUGUGUUGGACAGUGAACCUGUUGAAUCUGUACGUGGCUGCUUGUUUCUUACCACAAGAAUAACAGCAAAGAAUAAAGUGAAAACAAAACCUC